UUUCCACCAUGAUUCUGCACAAUCUUUUAGAGAGAAGGAUUGGUGUGGGAGGAAAAUGGCCAGCAGGAAGACCAAGAAGAAGGAAGGAGGUGCAAAACGUGCUCAAAGGGCCUCUUCCAACGUGUUCUCCAUGUUCGAGCAGACUCAGAUCCAGGAAUUUAAAGAGGCUUUCACACUGAUUGAUCAAAACAGAGAUGGUUUCAUUGACAAGGAGGACCUUAAAGACACAUAUGCAUCUCUUGGUAAACUGAAUGUCAAAGACAAUGAACUGGAAGACAUGCUUAAGGAAGCCAGUGGGCCAAUCAAUUUCACAAUGUUCCUUAAUCUGUUUGGAGAAAAACUGCAUGGUACUGACCCAGAAGACACCAUACUUAAUGCUUUUAAGAUGUUUGAUCCUGAGGCCAAGGGAUACAUACAUACAGCUGAAUUACAACACAUGCUCAUGACGCAGGCAGACAAGUUCAGUGCAGAGGAGGUGUGUCAGAUGUUCCAGUCCUCUAACAUCGACACAGCGGGAAACCUGGAUUACAAAUCGCUCUGUUACAUCAUUACACACGGAGAACAGCAGGAAGAGUGAAGAAGCUCCAGCCACAUGUUAUUCCUGCUGUUGUUUACUCUGUGUAACAUCUGCUAAUGAAUGUCAGCAGUGUGUUUAUCUACUCUAAAAUAAAUGCAUUUAAUUUUA
Molecule: messenger RNA, 685 nt
Organism: Tachysurus vachellii
Lineage: Eukaryota; Metazoa; Chordata; Actinopteri; Siluriformes; Bagridae
Product: myosin light chain 5-like
Exons: 7
Coding region: 56-577 (173 amino acids)
Cellular component (GO): cytoplasm
Molecular function (GO): calcium ion binding
Source: RefSeq, a predicted model, not a curated record